Molecule: messenger RNA, 769 nt
Organism: Pungitius pungitius (ninespine stickleback)
Lineage: Eukaryota; Metazoa; Chordata; Actinopteri; Perciformes; Gasterosteidae
Product: C-C motif chemokine 4-like
Exons: 3
Coding region: 6-455 (149 amino acids)
Biological process (GO): immune response
Cellular component (GO): extracellular region
Molecular function (GO): chemokine activity
Source: RefSeq, a predicted model, not a curated record
CCUUCAUGACGUUUGUCAUGAAACACACACACGCACGCACACACACACACUCAGUCAAACACACACACACACUCACUCACACACACAGCAUGAUAAAAGUGAAGGUUUACGAGCGAAGUGGACACAAAGAACUUCCUCAAGAGAACAAGACAGACGGGCAGGACGCAGAGACGAUGACGAUGACGAUGAAGAACCCCAUUGCUCUGAUGACCUGUACCUUGCUUUUCUCCUCUCUGGCGGUCCUGGCACAUCAAGGCAGCUUCGGCCCCGACGAGUGCUGCUUCGCCUUCAUCUCCUCGCGGCUGCGUAAGGACGCGGUGCAGAGCUACCGGCUCACGGACGAGCGCUGCUCCAUGGAAGGCGUCUCCUUCACGUUGAAGAACGGAGUGAAAGUCUGCGCCGACCCGUCUCACCGGUGGGUCAAGUCCCUCAUCAAGGCCCAAGAGAGGCUUUAAAAAAAAGGGACAUCCUCAUGUAACUCUCGAUGUUCAAAGUAAAUGCAACAAUCUGUGCUUUUAUCUGUUUUAAUGUGGUCACGGGGGAUGUGUUGAAAGAUUGUUUCCCGCUUUAAAAUAAACGCAUCGUUGAGCAUUUGUUUGGUGUUUGCUUCCGAUGAGCAGCAGUGACACUCGAUGCGCGAUGUGGUUUCUGAUGGAGAAAGCCACAGGAAGUUCAUCUUAACCCCUCGCAUCCCUUUUGCUGUGUUCAAAGUGUCAUCUCCCUCUGAGGCCAACAGAUGACACCAAUUCUCCACACAGUUCCACAGCCU